AUGUUCGGCUCACAUCUUCUCCAUCAUCAUCAUAUACCACAUGCCGGAUUUACAGGUUAUAGUGGCGGAAAUUUUGCUGCACCAAGUGGUUUUAAUGGAAGUUUUGCUGGACCAACUGGCUUUGCUGGAAGCUUUCCUCAACCAACUGGUUUCACUGGCGGUCUUACUGCACCUACAGCAUUUCCUAAUUCAGGUUUUAGUGGUCUAAGUUUCGGUGGUGGUGGUAAUAACUUCCCAGCUGGUUUCGGCUCACCAUAUGGUUAUAGUCCUUUCUAA
This is a messenger RNA of Adineta steineri, 276 nucleotides long. The record is from the annotation of a GenBank genome assembly. NCBI's taxonomy places the organism in Eukaryota, Metazoa, Rotifera, Eurotatoria, Adinetida, Adinetidae.